AUGACAACAAAGGAACCUACUAAUAAUCAACCAAUACAACAAAUAACAACAUAUAAUAAUGUACAACCACAGCAAAUGGUGUUAUUAAAUGGCGCUCAAAAUCAACGAGUGCCUUAUAAAUUAGCAAACCCAAUUCCGAUCAAUCCUUUAAAUCUCCAACCAGUAAAUGCACCAACUGCAGGUGGACAAUAUUAUUUUAUAGUACAGCCUCAAGUGCCUUCAGGGCAACAAAUUAUGAUGAAUGGGGCUCAAUUGGUACCAAUUUCUGGUGCACAAACGAUAACGAUAAAAACAGAAAAUUGUGGAGAUCAAAGUAUCAUUCAGACGACGGGUGAUCAACAAUUUAUACCACAGUCAAUUAUUAUUCCACCACAUAUUAUGACUCCAACAACUUCGAAUUCAAUGGACAUAAAUAAUAGUAAUAUGACUGUAAAUAUGGGAAUAAAUUCUAAUAUGCAUCAAUUAAUGUCUAAUCAAGUUAAUUCAAAAGAUAAUCCAAUAGAAAAUUCUCAUCCUAAUUCAAUUUCUCAAUUAACACCAUUAGAAAAUUAUCAUCCUGAGGAACAACAAAUUUCUCAAAAUGGGUUAAUGGCAAAUGAUAUUGUAAAUGUGCAAUCUCAAGACAUUUCAAAACAAGACGAUCUUAAUCAAAUGAGAAUUACAUUAGGCAAUUUACAAUUUCAACAAGAUCCAAAUGAUCCUCAGAAAUGGAUAGUUAUAACAGAGGGUCAAAAUGGACCUUCAUCUGGUGUAAUUCAGCAAACAUUGGUUUCAAAUGUUAUAGAAGCAAUGAAUAAUGGUUCAUCAUCUACCUCAGAAUGUCCUUCACCUUCUAGUAUGAGUAUGAAAGAUAGUAGUUAUAAUUCAUCUACUAAUCGUUCUGCCAAAAGAGCAUCAGGAAAACGGGUGCCAUGUGAGUGUCCAAAUUGUCAAAAAAAUGCAAAUGUUCCUAGAGAAGAAAAAGUAGCAGGGCAUUUAUGUCAUCUUUGUGGUAAAAAAUACUCAAAAGUUAGUCAUCUGAAGUCUCAUUUACGUGCACAUUUUAAUGAUCGUCCAUAUGUUUGUGAUUGGCCAAAUUGUCCCAGAAAAUUUACUAGGAGUGACGAACUUCAAAGGCAUAGACGUAUCCAUACGGGUGAGAAGAAAUUCUUCUGUAAUGUAUGUGGAAAAGGCUUUAUAAGAAGUGAUCAUAAAAGUAAACAUAGUAGGGUUCAUGAUAAAAAAGGUGAGACAUCACGAAGUUUGGGAAUUCUUGAAGAAGCGUCCAUGCAUAUUUAA
Messenger RNA from Strongyloides ratti, 1278 nucleotides. Its product is annotated as Zinc finger, C2H2 domain and Zinc finger C2H2-type/integrase DNA-binding domain and Zinc finger, C2H2-like domain-containing protein. Gene Ontology annotation, molecular function: RNA polymerase II cis-regulatory region sequence-specific DNA binding; DNA-binding transcription factor activity, RNA polymerase II-specific. The record is from RefSeq and is a predicted model, not a curated record. The transcript has a single exon. The coding region runs from base 1 to 1278 and encodes 425 amino acids. Gene Ontology annotation, biological process: regulation of transcription by RNA polymerase II. Lineage: Eukaryota; Metazoa; Nematoda; Chromadorea; Rhabditida; Strongyloididae.